Messenger RNA from Pediculus humanus corporis (human body louse), 4677 nucleotides. RefSeq lists its product as uncharacterized. The coding region runs from base 1 to 4677 and encodes 1558 amino acids. The record is from RefSeq and is a predicted model, not a curated record. Lineage: Eukaryota; Metazoa; Arthropoda; Insecta; Psocodea; Pediculidae. The transcript has 9 exons.
AUGGUUCCACCUCAAGAUGGUCAACCGCCGCCACCACCACCACCAUCGUUACCCGGGGUAUUAUCGGGAUGCAGGUUAAAAACCGAAAUCCCACAAAAAGUUUUGGAACCGCCUUCGGUCAUUCAAAACGCCAUGAUGACGAAAGAUAAGAAACCCUUCACUUACACCCCGGGCGGUAUUGAUCUUUCGCAAAUACGGAGUCCGAGAAUGCAAAGGAGAAUUGCUAGAAAUGCAUGCGCAGACGAAAUACCUGGAAUCCCAGCUCCGACGACGAAUAAAAACAUUCACGUUGAAAAUCCUCCGGGUAACACAAAUUUUUCAGCGAUGCAGUCUCAAUUGCCAUCGCAAGUUUUACCGUCUCCGGGGAGUCCCAUGCCUACUCUCGGAUCCGUACCUCCUCCUCCUCCUCCCCCUCCUCCCAUGUCAUCUAACUCUGCACCGACAUCGGUAUCUUUUAAUCCACCCACUCAAACUCCUCCUUCUAAACCUCCUGUCAUGGGAAGACCUCAAAUAGGUUUUGAUCCGAACGAAUUGCUCGCAAAAGUCAAUAAGUCACCAGCGUAUGAACCGUUUGUUAAUAAUAAUAAUAAUAAUUCAGAAGGUCUUAAUAGAAACGCGAAACAAAAUGAAGAGAAACAUUUGCCUGAAUCUCAAGAGCAACAGCGCAAACCGGAAGAAAUCGGUCAAAAUAUUUAUGUACCACUUCAAAACAAAUCGAAACCGAAUUUUAUUUCACCUGUGAAAAAAGAGCCGCCAAAUGAACCUCCACCAACUUCUAAUUUCUCUAAUCAAACGCCCCAAAAACAAUUGGGCUCGAUUUACGUCCCACCUGUUGCAACAACUAAUCAGAAGCCAAAUACUCCGACACCUCCUCCCACCGUUGAAACCAAACCUCAGGCUCCAUGGGUGACAGUUUACAGAACGCCCCAACAAUCUUCAGUUCCUUGGAAUAAUCGUGAAUCUGAUUUAUCGAAACCAGCCGGGGCUAGAAUUAUUCCAAUUCAGCCGGCAUCACCCAAUGUUCAAUCACAACCGACUCCUCCGCCAUUUUUAAUGUCUCCGCAAUUUAGGCAACAAUCUGCAGCGCAAUCGUCGCAAACGUACACGAAUCAAGUUAAAUCGCCAUCUCCGGUUCAACAACCGCAAAACAUGUGGCAACAACCCACCUAUCAACAACCACAACAACCCCAACAACAACAACAACCGUCGAACACAAGAAUAAUACCGAUUCAAAUAGAAGGAAGUUCUGUUCAGCAACAACCUAGAUCCCCUGGAAUCGCACAAAAUAAAUUCCAACCGAACACCCCGCAAUCGCCAACGCCAUUUUCGCCGUCUCAAGAAAGAGAUGAAAAAUUACAAUGGGCAUCAGUUCAACCGAAAACAUACGUCAGGGAACCCAAUCGCGUUCAACAAACCAAUGACGCCGUACGAACGCAACAACCCGAAUACGGUACUUACAAUACCGCCGGCGUUCCAGUUAGUCAAUUAAGAAAAAUGCAACUUAGCGAUGAUGAUAGAGCUUUAAUGGACAAAUUUAAAAGUCAAGUCGAAAUACACGGAAACGAUAUAUUAAAUGAUGAAAACACGAAUCCAAGAUAUAGAGGGGGUUACAUACCGUCUAGGGUGUUUAAAAUGUUAGAUGAGAGCGUCGAUGAGGAAGAAUACCUUCACAGAGAAUCGGAUCCUCGGUACCGCGGAGCUGUGAUACCGAGUAGAGCUUUCAGAAUGUUGCAGAGCAUGACGGGUACUGCCGAUGACGUGCAGCAGCAGGAACAAUCUCAAGGCCCUUACGUUCCUCCGUCAGAGCAGCAAGUUCAAGAACCGAGGAAAUAUACAGGAGGAUCUAUACCCUCUCGUUCUUUUAGAAUGCUUCAAGCGAUGACAGGCCAAGAAUUUUCCGCUUCGAAUACAUCAGGUUCGCCGAGCGGUCGUGAAACUCCAGUUAAUGGUUUAAAUGAUCGAUGGCAUCCUUCUCCGUCAUCCUAUGAUCCGUACCUAUGGACUUCGUACCAUCCGCCCGAUCCUUAUUUUAUGUAUAAUUACAUUUCCGAUUUACACGCCGCCUACGGUUUACCUCCUCUUCCGCCUCCUUCUUACACGUACAUUCGCUCCCCCACUCCCGUUUCCCCUUCUCCCUCUCCAAUAAAUCACAAUCCGAGGUAUCAAAAUUAUUUUAGCGAUAACGAAGAGCAAGGAUACUCGUCCACGGACGAACUUGCUCAAUAUUAUAAUAAUUACCGUAGAAACUUUAGCUAUUCCCCGUAUCGUCCCGAUUCUCAAACUUCGUUUAAAGUCAAUAAAACUUUUUUAUGUCGCGAUAAUUCGAACAGGGAAAAAACUGAGAAUUUUAUUAAGAUAAACGAUAAGGAAAAUUUGAAAAAGGAUUUAGAUGUGGUUUCGAAGGAAAAUAAAAUCGAGAAUGACGAAAGCAGCGAAUCCGAGACUGAUACGGAAAAGGAAAACAAUAACGAAGAAGAAGAAGAAGGAAUUCGUUUGCAGAAAUCGGGAACUUUGCAAACUUUGAAAUCCGUUUCAGACAUUAACAUUUAUUCUUCGGAAAGUUUGACGACAACAACAUCAUUAAGUAAUUUCCAUCGCGAUGAAAUCAAAUCGGAAAGUGAAAUCGUCGUUAAAGUAGAAGAGGAGGAAGAAGAAGAAGAAGAAGAAGAAAGGUCAGUCUCGGAAAGUUUUGAUGAAUCGGAAACUCAAGAACCCAUUUCCCAUCAAUUGAGUAUUAUAUUCGAAGAAUCAGAAAAUUGCGAUUCGGAAAUUUGUAAGCAAGAAGAGCACACAACGGAAAGUUUGAGUUUCUUGAGCGAAUCUGAAAGUUGUUCUACCCUAGACGGCGGAGAAGAAAUGGGUAACGAAAAAUAUAAUAAUGAUAAUGGUUACGACGAUUUAAAUGACGCGGAAUCUUCUGUCACGGUGAAAUUACCGUUGAAAAUUAAAAUAAACCGGUUGGACGAAGAGAAAUCCAUAACGACAUUAAUCGUCGGAGAUAGCGUCGUCGAAAGGGACACUCCGAUUUCGAAAUCGACGCCUCCGAUUCAGGUAUCGGAAGAGUCUGACAACUCGGAGAGUAGCGAAAUAUCCGUCACUUUCACUCUUCCAAGCAGAUCAAAUUCUGUCAAGUCAAUAGAUCACGAUUCGACGCCGAGUGGAGAAAUAACAAACGAAGAAACUAAUUCGGAAACUCACACGGAAUUCACGUUUCAUUUACCUUCUCCGAAAGGUCAAACACCGACUAAAAACCAGGAAGCACUGCCGAAACCCGUCAUCUGCGAAUUGGCAGAAGAUGAUUUAAGUAGCAGUAGCGUUGAAAGCGAUGACACCGUUUUGAAACUUUCCGAUGAUACCGAUGAUGAAGACAAUGAAAAAAUAAUAGAAAGCAAUCAUGAAAAUGAAGAUUUUAUAAUUGAUAAACAAGACUGUAAAGGAGAUGAUGAAACGCAUUUGACAAAAACGGAAAUCGACGUUGAUGAUGACGUCGACGAAGAUGACGACGAUCAAAAGGGCGUCACCGCCGUCGAAGAAGUCGAAAAAGUAACAAUUCCAAUCAGUAGGUCGUCAAAGUCGUUAUUAGCGACUUCGAUGGGCGAUACCCCAGAUUCUGUCAAUGAUGUUGUUACGAACAAAAAAGAAUCGCACGAAGAAUCGGAGGACGAUUCCGGCGUCACGUCCGAUUUGUCUAUUAAGCAAAUGAAUUCGGAAACUGAUGUUGACACGGAAUCGGAUUACAGCGAACUCAGCAAAAUGUCUAAUUUUCAAAGAGCAUCGACUCAUUCGCGAUUGUUCAAACUCUUACAGGAAGAAUGCGAAAAAAGCGAAGACAAUAUUGAGAAUAAUAAUAAUAAUGAUAAUGUUAAAACGAUAGAAGGAAACGAUUCGUCGAACAAAACAAAUAAUAACGAUUACCGCGAAACGGAAAACAUUUUACUCAAAAAACAACAUUUAACGCUUCCAUUGGCGAACGCGAGCAUAAAUUUCGAAUUGGAAAGUCUGUCGAGUAGUUCGGGCAUAGCAUCUCCAUCGAGUCCGAUAGUGAGCGACAGACUCGCAAAAGAAUUAGUACACAGUCUCUUGCAUCAGAAAAUAGGUAAAAAGUUCAGAAAGCUUCCGCUUGCCAAAUUAUACGCCGCAGCUUUGAAAAUCCUUCAAGAAGAAAUCGAUUCAGACGAUUUGAGUCCGACCAGCUUCGACGAUGAAUCAAUUCAAAGUCCCAGUUUACUACAUUCCGAAUCGACUGCCAAAACUGACAAUGCUAUGACUCAACUCCCAGACUCUUCUGCUGUUGCUCCUACUGCUGCUGCUAAUAAUAUGAACGACAGCAAUUUCUUUUGUCCUGAUAAUUAUUACUACGAUUACAUGAAUUACUACAACACUUGGUACAAUCCAAAUUUUUAUUACUAUUCGAACGACUACGACGUCGUUCCGUCGAAGACUUUUCGACUUUUGUCCGAGCAAACGAACGGUCCGAACGUGAUACAAGGUUUCAAAGCGAAAUGUCCGAGAGUGGCGAACGGUGGUAUUGACUCAAGCGAACCGAUCGGAAAAUCCGAAUCUCCCACCGUCGUAUCCUACGACGGAAAAAACGAUGAGGAAAAUUCGAGGGCUUUGAGCUUUGCGGAAAAACAAGAAAAAGUAUCGAAAGUUCUAGAAAAAACGAUGAAAGCUUAA